AUGUCUUCCCUCACUAAUUAUAUUGCUUUUCUCGCCAGUAAUGCAGUCAGCACUGGGGUGUCGCGCAUUGGCCACUAUGACGAGGCCAGCGACACCAUCCACCCGCUGUCAUUCGUCUCUGGCACGCCGAUCUCAACGCUUUACCAAGUGAUUGAAGCAGGCGAACAUAAUAUCGUUGCCUCUAGAGGCGAGGAACCCCUGCCACUAUCGAAAGUCAAAAUCCUCCCCCCGAUCGACGGUCGCGAUAUUCUGGCGGUGGGGAAGAACUACUCCGAGCAUGCAAAGGAGUUCAACCAGUCGGGAUAUGACAGCUCCGACAAGGUCGAUCAGCCCUCUUGUCCAGUCAUCUUCACUAAACGAGCAACCUCAAUCAUCGCCACGGGGGAGGACAUCUACCCGCAUGCAGAGUUCACCCAGACAGCGGACUACGAGGGUGAAAUCGGUGUGAUCAUUGGAAAGCCGGGGUAUCGCAUCACCGAAGCGGAUGCGCUGGAUCAUGUCUGGGGAUACACCAUUGUCAAUGACAUGACCGCGCGAGAGCGCCAGAGAGACCACAAGCAGUUUUUCAUCGGAAAGUCGCCGGACACAUAUUGCCCAAUUGGCCCCCUCGCUGUUCCUGCGUCGUAUUUACCGAAGAAACUGCAGGUCAAAACACAUGUCAAUGGUGAACUUCGCCAGGAUGCGACGACGGACGAUUUGAUUUUUUCGAUCCCUACGCUGAUCAAGACGAUUUCCGAAGGCCAGACGCUGCAGCCCGGUGAUGUUAUUGCCACCGGAACUCCCGCCGGUGUUGGUAUUGGGAAAACUCCACCUGUCUUCUUAAAGCCUGGAGACGAAGUCGCCGUCUCAGUCUCCGGUUUGGGCACACUCCGAAACCGUAUCGCAUCUCAGUCGGCGGUCAAUACGACCGUAAACAGGAUACAGAAACAAUCACACAUUCACCUGACAAAUUGGUCUAAAUCGAUCAAUGGCACCGGACUAGUGGAUAUUGGUGGGAAACUGUUGAAUUACAAACACCUCGGUCGCAACGACGGCCCCCCUAUUGUUUUUGUUCACGGUCUUGGUGGAACAGUGGACUACUGGACGCCACUAGUCUCAGCGAACAAACUGGCAGAAACUUAUUCGCUUCAUUUGUUCGACCUAGAAGGACAUGGGCUGUCACCUACGUCACCGCUCAGCGUUCUGAGUAUUUCGUCGUUUGCAGAGGAUAUAAAGGACGUUGUUCAGCAUGCCAACCUGUCAUCAGGGAUCACGCUUGUCGCACACUCCAUGGGCUGUCUCGUCGCACUAGCUUUUGUUCUCGCAAACCCGGGAAAAGUCAGCAAACUCAUCCUAGUUGGCCCUCCUCCUUCGCCUCUGCCAGUUGCCGCCAGCCAAGGCUCGUACGCACGCGCGGCGACAGUACGAUCACAAGGCAUGUCUGCAGUUGUUGACGCGGUAACUACUGCCGGCACCUCGGACAAUACCAAAAAGAAUAACGCUGUUGCGUUGACAGCAGUUCGACUUUCCUUAUUGGGCCAGGACCCAGAGGGCUAUGCAAAGGCAUGCACUGCCCUUGCAGGUGCCACAAAUACACUUGAUAUCAACCAAGUGGAUGCUGAGACUCUUAUCAUCACCGGUGACGAGGACAAAGUUUCUCCCCCAGCGCUAUGCGAGAAGUACAAGUCCACCAUCCCUAGAUGCACGGUUGAAGUUUUGCCCCAAACGGGUCAUUGGCAUCUUUUUGAGAACUUGGGGGGUGUAUCACGCGCUGUCCAAGGCUUUCUUUAA
Talaromyces rugulosus is the source of this 1770-nucleotide messenger RNA. RefSeq lists its product as uncharacterized. Lineage: Eukaryota; Fungi; Ascomycota; Eurotiomycetes; Eurotiales; Trichocomaceae. Gene Ontology annotation, molecular function: acetylpyruvate hydrolase activity. The record is from RefSeq and is a predicted model, not a curated record. The coding region runs from base 1 to 1770 and encodes 589 amino acids. The transcript has 3 exons.